UCGCCGUUUGGCGUUUAAAGGGUUUGACUGUGAACAGAAAUACCGGCAGCCAAACAUGGAAGAACAGACUAACUUUGUGCAACUUGUGAGUCAGAAUAAAUUGACUGCCAACCCAGACGUGGACUGUUCUCAAACAAACCAAUGUCAGAAAAAUCAGGAAAUCGUUUUCAAAGAAGGGACGUACUCCAUUGCAAAGCAGGCGUCCUCAGAUAUCUAUGUUGACAGCACAUCGUCCAAGCAGUCUGCAUCACUGUCAUCUUGUGGAGAGGGUGCCAGCGUUUGUGCCAGGCUGGGUUGUGGCCGUGAGACGGAGGCAGUGGGUGUCAGUUAUGGGUUUCACAGUGCACGUCAACCUGACUGCCAGCCUGCAUCCUCGCUGCUGCGUCUUCCUCCUUACUCUGACCUCCUGCACUCUCAGACCACGUCUUCGCAGUGCCAUCCCACAGUGGUGUCUCGACUGGGCACCGGCACUAACCCCUGCUCCAGGGGAACAUGGUCUGCAGAUGAGGCCAGUCAGUUUGGAGCGAUGUCGGCAGAAGUGAUGGAGGCUGUUGCCAGUAUUACAUCUGACAGCACAGAGGAGGCUUCUUAUGAUGUGCAGCUAUAUGAGAAGUUUUUUCCUCAACAAGAAAUGACAGCAGUACAAAGAUCCCUAGGUAUUGUGGACAAUCAACCGAUGCUCACCCAGCCAGUGCCAUCUAUUCUCAAAACAUUUGACCACCCAAGAGAGCAGGGGCACAGUCUGUGCCAGGGAGGACCGCAGCUGGUGGUUGUAAACAGCUGUAACCAGGGGCAGAUGAACUCCUUCCAUGGUGUGGAGCACUCUCACACCAUACCCUACCCAGAACCUCAGGCGUACACUCCCUUCCUGACCGACACAGCUGGGAAAGCAGUUUCAGCACCUUUGGGAAGGGUGGCUACCAAUGCUGUACAGACGCCAUGCCUGAACAUACCACAGAAGCAUUCCAGUGAUGUUCCUCUUGUGAGGAUGGGUCCUCCCUUCACUCAGCCACUCUUGUUUGGGGCUGGGCAUCCUGUCCCCAGACCACCGCAAGAAUUCCUGCAUCCCAGCUGCACGGUGCCUCCACCUGUAAACAGUGGCUUUGGAUACAAUUUUCUGCCAACCUCCUACUUUCCACAGGCCUGUCCUUUUUUCUCGAACACCGUUGGCUUCCUGGCGGACACUUGCACACAAGGCCAGUCUGAAAGAUCUCUUAUUGGGUUUGCAGGGGCUUCCUGGGAUUCUAAAUCCAAGAAACCCUGUAACUGUACUAAGUCCCAGUGUCUUAAAAUGUACUGUGACUGCUUUGCUAAUGGAGAAAUUUGUAGUAACUGCAACUGCAUUAACUGCUACAACAAUGUAGAACAUGAGUCAGAAAGAUACAAGGCCAUUAAGACUUGUCUGGACAGAAAUCCUGAAGCGUUUAGGCCAAAGAUUGGAAAUGGAAAACAUGGGGAGAUCAAAGGCCGACACAACAAAGGCUGUAACUGCAAGCGCUCUGGGUGCCUUAAGAACUACUGUGAGUGCUAUGAGGCCAAGAUCAUGUGCUCAACUACCUGUAAGUGUGUUGGAUGCAAAAACUAUAAAGAUUGUCCUGAACAAAAGAUGAUGGGGUCAACAGGCUUUGGGGAGAAGAUAAAUACAAGACCCUACAAAAUAUCGACAGACAUAAUAAAGAGGUGUCCACUUUCAUGUGUCACACUUGAUGUUGUCCAAGCAACUUGCCGAUGUCUCCUUGUUCGAGCUGAGGAAGCAGAAAAGGCCGAUUAUUCUUUGUAUCAAGCUGAGAAAAUGAUUUUAGAAGAGUUUGGUCAGUGUUUAACGCAAAUCAUUCAGUCAAUGCUAAAAUCUGGUAACUUCAAUCCCUAGGGCUACCAUAAAAUAUCCUUACAACCAAGAACUUUGUUCUUUGUUGUUUGCUCUUAGUUCAUCUGAUG
This is a messenger RNA of Lepisosteus oculatus (spotted gar), 1938 nucleotides long. It is a transcript of the gene tesmin, whose product is annotated as testis expressed metallothionein like protein. Gene Ontology annotation, biological process: regulation of DNA-templated transcription. NCBI's taxonomy places the organism in Eukaryota, Metazoa, Chordata, Actinopteri, Semionotiformes, Lepisosteidae. Gene Ontology annotation, cellular component: nucleus. The record is from RefSeq and is a predicted model, not a curated record.